ACAAGUGUACAUCUCUAAUUCUCAAACAGCUGCUUCCACACAAGCACAUGUAUUGCAAGUCGAAUUCAUAGGAAUUCAAUAAUGGGACUAGAAGUGAAUUUUCCAGGAAACGAUAUAGACGAUAUCGAGGAUUUAAUAUCAUCCGACGAUGUUAAGCCCCGUGAACGAUACGAAACCAAAAAAAAUGUAACAUUGCGCGCUAAAAAGCGUACACAAAUUAAGCCGGCAUUAAGCGACGGGGACAUAGAGACGGCUAUUACUCCACAGAAAAUUAUUCACACAAGUGUUAUACCAGGAACCCAAAAGGUGUAUGUAAAAACAUGGGGCUGUGCACACAACAAUUCCGACUCGGAGUACAUGGCCGGGCAAUUGGCGGCGUAUGGCUACAAUCUGAGCGGCAAGGAUGACGCUGAUCUGUGGUUGCUAAAUAGUUGUACUGUGAAAAAUCCCUCGGAGGAUACUUUUCGUAAUGAAAUCGAGUUGGGUAUGCGCAACGGCAAGCAUGUUGUUGUGGCCGGCUGCGUGCCACAGGGCGCUCCAAAGGCAGACUAUCUCCGUGGACUUUCAGUAAUCGGUGUCCAGCAAAUUGACCGUGUAGUGGAGGUCGUUGAAGAGACGUUGAAAGGUCACAGCGUUCGCCUGCUUCAAAACAAAAAGGUGCACGGCCGUCGAGUGGCUGGCGCUUCCUUGUCCCUGCCGAAGGUGCGCAAGAAUCCGCUAAUAGAGAUCAUAUCCAUCAACAGCGGCUGUCUUAACCAAUGCACUUACUGCAAAACAAAGCAUGCUCGCGGAGAUUUGGCCAGUUAUUCGCCUGCUGAAAUUGUGGAUCGCGCACGUCAAUCAUUUGACGAAGGCUGCUGCGAAAUUUGGCUGACUUCGGAAGACACCGGUGCUUAUGGACGCGACAUUGGAAGCUCGUUGCCCGAGCUGCUCUGGCAGCUAGUUGAAGUGAUACCUGAGCACUGCAUGCUGCGCGUGGGCAUGACCAACCCACCAUAUAUACUAGAGCAUCUCGAGGAAGUGGCCAAGGUGUUACAGCAUCCGCGCGUUUACGCUUUUCUUCACGUGCCUGUACAGAGUGGCAGCGAUUCUGUGUUGGGCGACAUGAAGCGUGAGUAUUGCCGCAAGGAUUUUGAGCAUGUGGUUGAUUUUCUACGCGCUCGUGUGCCUGGGCUAACAAUUGCCACUGAUAUUAUUUGUGGCUUUCCAACGGAGACGGAGCAGGACUUUGAGGAGACAAUGUCGCUGUGUCAGAAAUAUCGUUUUCCCAGUCUAUUUAUCAACCAGUUCUUUCCACGGCCGGGAACGCCGGCAGCCAAAAUGGAGCGUAUACCAGCCAAUCUUGUAAAGAAGCGCACCAAACGACUGACCGAUCUGUUCUAUAGCUACGAGCCGUACAAAGGACGAGAGGAGCAGAUAUACACGGUACUUGUGACGGAAGUAUCUCACGAUAAGCUGCACUAUGUGGGACACAACAAAAGCUAUGAGCAAGUGCUUCUGCCCAUGCGCAAUAAUUUGCUGGGUACCAGUGUUCGCGUCCGCAUUACAGCUACUAGCAAGUUUAGCAUGAUGGGCGACAUACUGGACGAAGAGCGCGAUUGGACGCGCUGCGACAUUAACAACAAAGAGACUCAGCAAGCGUCCAACAACAACAUCAGCAGUCGGGGACAGCGUUUUAUAGGCGUUGCGUUAAUUGCGGCCACCAUAGCUUUUUUGUUGCACUUGCUCUUCAGAUUCUUGUCUCAAUAAAAUAAAGUUUUUACAAAAUAAUCUAAA
Messenger RNA from Drosophila innubila, 1776 nucleotides. Its product is annotated as threonylcarbamoyladenosine tRNA methylthiotransferase. NCBI's taxonomy places the organism in Eukaryota, Metazoa, Arthropoda, Insecta, Diptera, Drosophilidae. Gene Ontology annotation, cellular component: endoplasmic reticulum. Gene Ontology annotation, biological process: tRNA methylthiolation. The record is from RefSeq and is a predicted model, not a curated record. Gene Ontology annotation, molecular function: 4 iron, 4 sulfur cluster binding; tRNA (N(6)-L-threonylcarbamoyladenosine(37)-C(2))-methylthiotransferase activity. The transcript has 2 exons. Bases 82 to 1749 code for a protein of 555 amino acids.